This is a messenger RNA of Vicugna pacos (alpaca), 2417 nucleotides long. RefSeq names its product coiled-coil domain containing 91 (gene CCDC91). Gene Ontology annotation, cellular component: trans-Golgi network. Gene Ontology annotation, biological process: Golgi to lysosome transport. NCBI's taxonomy places the organism in Eukaryota, Metazoa, Chordata, Mammalia, Artiodactyla, Camelidae. The record is from RefSeq and is a predicted model, not a curated record.
GUGCCCUUGAAGAAUGGAUGAUGAUGAUUUUGGUGGUUUUGAGGCAGCAGAGAUUUUUGAUGGUGGAAACGGUGAAACCCAAACUACAUCUCCGGCUAUUCCUUGGGCUGCUUUUCCUACAGGGAAAAAUGCAAUUUCCAUUGUGAGCUGCCUUCCAGAAUUUAUGGUAGAGCUUCGCUGACGUUGCCACUGAUGCCAAAGUGGAAUAAAGUAGCUGGAGUCCAUCUUUCUCCAGCUUCUCCUGAAAUUGUACUGGACCAUGACCACAGUUCUCCUUCUGUCGGCUGCCUCUCUUCUGAGCCCAUCAUUUCCUCACCAGAGAAUACACAUGCAGACAACAGCAUUGUCGGUCAGACGGUUCCUAAAGCACAGAUUCAGCAAUCAACACACACUCAUCUGGAUAUCUCACUUUUUCCAUUGGGUUUAACUGAUGAGAAAAGUAAUGGAACAAUUGCUCCUGUGGGUGAUUCUGAGGAUCCUGGAGCAAACGUAUCAAACAUACAGCUUCAGCAGAAAAUUGCAAGUCUGGAGAUGAAACUCAAAGUUUCUGAAGAAGAAAAACAGAGAAUUAAAAAGGAUGUGGAAUCAUUGAUGGAAAAACAUAGUGUCUUAGAAAAAGAUUUCCUUAAAGAAAAAGAGCAAGAGGCCAUUUCUUUUCAAGAUAGAUACAAAGAACUUCAGGAAAAACAUAAACAGGAACUGGAAGACAUGAGGAAAGCUGGUCAUGAAGCCCUCAGCAUCAUUGUGGAUGAAUAUAAGGCACUACUGCAGUCUUCAGUUAAGCAACAAGUAGAAGCAAUUGAAAAACAGUACAUUUCUGCAAUUGAGAAACAAGCACACAAGUGUGAGGAGCUGUUAAAUACUCAGCAUCAGCGGCUGCUUGAAAUGCUUGAUACAGAGAAGGAACUGUUAAAAGAAAAAAUAAAGGAAGCUUUGAUUCAGCAAUCUCAAGAGCAGAAGGAAAUAUUGGAAAAAUGUUUGGAGGAAGAAAGACAAAGAAAUAAAGAGGCAUUAGUAUCUGCUGCAAAGCUUGAGAAAGAAGCAAUGACGGAAGCAGUUUUAAAAGCCAUAGAAGAGGAAAGAAAACAUUUGGAAAAAGCUCACGCUGAAGAAAGGGAGUUAUGGAAGACUGAGCACGCGAAGGAUCAAGAGAAAGUAUCUCAGGAGAUUCAAAAAGCUAUACAGGAGCAAAGAAAAAUUAGUCAGGAAACUGUUAAGGCAGCAAUAAUAGAAGAGCAGAAGCGUAGUGAAAAGGCUGUGGAAGAGGCAGUGAAGAGAACAAGAGAUGAAUUGAUAGAGUAUGUAAAGGAGCAGAAAAGGCUUGAUCAAGUCAUCCGCCAGAGGAGCCUGUCCAGCUUGGAACUGUUCCUCUCCUGUGCACAGAAACAGUUAAGUGCCCUGAUAGCCACUGAACCAGCCGACUUGGAGUGAGGGGAGCAUGGCAAGCUAGCCACGCCGGCAACAGUAAAUCCCGAGACCCCUGAAACACACGCUGUGAAUUGUAAAGAUGCUUUUGUUUUCUUUCCAAACCUUGGAAAAUUGAUUUCCACUCGAACGAUAAACCAAAACAAUAUUUAGAAAAACUACAAGAGGUUUAAUUUAUUUUCUUUUGUUUUUCUCCUUCUCCUUUCCCUUUACUAUCAUUUUAUUACUAGUAGUAAUAGCAACAACAGAAAGUAAGGCGGGACCCUGAAACCACUGAAAAUUGCCACAUUACCAGAAGUUAAAAGUACCGUUAUGGCCUCUGGUGGCCUGUUACAUUGUAUUUGGCAAAAGUAGUGAGUAUCUAUACGUGUUGUUUCACAGUGACUCUUGAUAAGAUUCUAGAAUGUAAUCAUACAUUCAUUUGAUUUUGAGGGUAGAAACAGCAUGGUUUUCAACAUCACCUAUUUAUGUAACUUAAAUAUGAAACACUGACACGACAGCAAAUCAUUCUGAUAUUACGAGACCUCUCUUCUGCAGUGGGCUCUAUGUAUUUUCAUUGAUAAUAAUUAAAAACACUAAAGAUUAUUUAAUUAAUUCAACUUUGAUCUGAUGUAUCACUGAAAGGCAUAGAUGUGUGUUAUAUGCUUACUUCCUAUUUCUGCUCUUCAAGUCACUAUGAAUCAAUAAUAUCAUUUUUCUUAUGAAUCAUACCAUGAACUUAAUCUCUAAAAAGAGAGUCUAAUAUACCUGUUUGUAGGAAUUCAGGUUCAAAUAUGAGAGAUGGGAAAUCCUUCCCCAGUAUUUCAGAAUGUACUUAAUUCAUGAGCGGUAUGCUUCAAUGUAAAAUCAUAAGGUUUUUUUUUUUUUAAGAUCAAAACUAAAAUACUGUCAUUAAAAAUGUAUGCAAAUGUCUUGUUUUCUGAAAUGCUCCUAGUUUCAUGGGCUUUGUACUUUUCUGGGAUUUCUCACAUAAUAAAAAGCUUCAAAAGUGA